AUGAGGGAAACUUCUUUAAGCUUGCCUGCCAUAAAUGAUGAAGCCAUGAUUGCUACUGAGCCAGAAAUACCACAAGCCAUAGAUGUUCUUUGCUCAGAUAGUAUAGCAACUCCCGGUGAAAUACUGGGGGAUUCGUCCCAGUUUAUCGCAGGGAAAGGAUCAUAUCUGGCACCCAAUGGCCGGAAUAUUCACGCCUCCAUCACCGGCCACCGUCGUGUACUACCCCCUCCCGCCGACUCCACCGAGAAGAGGUCGACUGUGGAAGUUGUCGGUCACAAGAGCCGCGGAGCCGUUCCGGAACCUGGAGUUGUUGUCAUUGCUCGAGUGACUAGGGUAAUGGCUAGAAUGGUUUCAGCUGAUAUAAUGUGUGUUGAAUCGAAGGCUGUUAAGGAAAAAUUUACCGGUAUUAUCAGGCAGCAAGAUGUCAGGGCAACUGAAAUUGAUAAAGUUGAUAUGUACCAAUCUUUUCAACCUGGCGACGUUGUUAAAGCCGUAGUUCUUUCUCUGGGAGAUGCAAGGGCUUAUUACCUUUCCACUGCUAAGAAUGAAUUGGGAGUUGUUUCUGCUCAGAGUAUGGCAGGAGCUACUAUGGUACCAAUCAGUUGGACGGAGAUGCAAUGCCCAUCAACUGGUCAAAUUGAAAAGAGAAAAGUGGCCAAAGUACUUCAAACAUUCUUCCAUUUCAGAAUUUAGUGAAAAGGUUAUAUUUCUUGCUACUCUGAAACUGGAUUUUACCUGUUCUUGGCUUUAAACUGCUCAUUUGCUUGUCGUGACUAUCAGUUUAUCAGUUUUACCCCUGGCGAUUAUGUCUCAAUCCGAAGUGUGAGCACUUAUUUGUGACUUGCAACUGUGAUCAAUGUCCCCUUCAACUAUUUGCUCAAACUUUCAUAAUGAAUUUGCUUUUCAUUUAUGAUUUAUGUAUAAUAGAAACCAAGUGAAAUAUUCUCGCCUUUUUAUUAUUUCUAACAAU
Messenger RNA from Phalaenopsis equestris, 970 nucleotides. RefSeq names its product exosome complex component CSL4. Gene Ontology annotation, biological process: RNA processing. Gene Ontology annotation, molecular function: RNA binding. Gene Ontology annotation, cellular component: cytoplasm; nuclear exosome (RNase complex). Lineage: Eukaryota; Viridiplantae; Streptophyta; Magnoliopsida; Asparagales; Orchidaceae. The coding region runs from base 1 to 693 and encodes 230 amino acids. The transcript is spliced from 7 exons. The record is from RefSeq and is a predicted model, not a curated record.